CUGUGCGCGGUGCGGAGAGGUCUCGCGUUGCGGGCGUCUGGACUUUAAAAGCGGGCGUCACCUCGCGUCUCCGCAUCAGCAUCUUCAGAGAGAGGACAGCCGAAACACUCGCGAACACCCGGUGCUGGCGAUUUAUCGUUUGCAAUGAUGUCACUGCAGAAGCCUCCCCUCAGACGCAGCGCAUCGACCGUAGAAUCGACCAAUCACAGCGGCCCGUUGUUGACUCCGCCCUCCUCUCUCAAUUUACGCUCCUCCCACAACCAGCAGCUGAGCUGCGACACCAUAAAGGAGGGCGUGGUCGCGGUUUCCAAGGAAGCGCAAGGCUCUGCGAAAAGUCGUCAAAACUACGCAUUGACGAAUAUUCAGAACGCAAUGGGUUUGAGCCAAAGCCACGCCCCCGUGCACUUUAAACCCGCCCCGACCAAAUCCGCCUCGUCGUCGUCUCUCUACUGCUCCUCGCUUUCCUUUUCCACAUCCAAUCCCAAACUGGCCAAGAACGGCACUAACCUCCAGCUGAAAGAGGAGCAGAUGGACCUCAACAAGAACGACAAGAACCUCCUGAGCAGGAGCAGCUGCGAUUGGCUGGAGGGGAAGGACAACCAGAAGAACCCAACAUUCAGAAGGAGGACCAAGAGCUUUCUCGAGUACCAUCGGGAGGAGGAGGCGUCCAGCAGUCCUAAUAAAGACACGCAUGUCGAGGAGAAGCACCUCCUGCCGAAGCUGGAGGCGCAGACGUGGGCUAAAGAGAACCAUGUGGAGGUUCACCUCACGCUCCCGCAGAACCACCUGCUCCUGCUGGCCAGCGAAGAGGAGGAGGAGGAGGAGAGUCCAGAACCGGCGGACGUUUACCAGCACGUGCUCCGGCCGAACAACGAGCGCGUGAGCCGCGUCAGAGACGGCCCCAGAGAUGGGAACGUCGCUUCUCCGAGCGGAAAGAUCCAAAUGAUCCCGCCGUCCACGUUACGCCUGGAGCUGAGAGGAGCCGAGGACGAGGAGUCGAGCGAACGCCCGACGCGACCCGAGAAACAGCUGGAGGACGAGGAGGAGGAGGAGGACUCCAGCUGGACCACGCUGUCCCAGGAGAGUCCGUCUGUGGAAACGCCUCCGGAAACAGGAGUGUGGGAGGAGCCUCGGCUGAGGGAGUGUUUUUGGCGGGAUCAGCCUGACCUGGAGGCGGAGCCACGGGCGAAGGGGGCGUGUCUUCCUGUGCCCUGCUCUAAAGCUCAGACGGAGCGGCCCAGCAGUAUCGUGUCGGACAGCUCUGUGGAGCCCGUUCCUUCGUCCGCCUCGUCACCCUCCUCUUCCUCGCUGUGUUACGAGGCGAUGGGACGCGCCGCCAGUUUCCUCAACAACAACUACCUGGACCUGACGGAGACAUGCGACUCCCGAGAGAAGCGUCGCGAGCGCGAGCGACAGGAGGAGCGCGAGAGAGAGCGCCAGAUGAACCGAGAGAGUUUAGGAGCUCACGGCGGCCCGUACAGCUUCAUCAACCACAGAGCUAAAGUCCCAUCAGCCCCUGCAGACACCGUCAUACCCAUCAACGACCUGGACACGCAGGUGUUCUGGGUCCAGUAUCUGGGCUGGUUGGAGGUUCGGGAGGCAGACGUGACGUGUGGGAAGAGCGGCUCGACGGUCAGCGACUGCAUCCAGCAGCUUCAGCGACGCAGGGAGAACGACAGCGACCGGACGAGGAGACAGACGAUGCUACUGGUCCUGCAAGAUGUCACUCUCAGCCUCAUCGACGCCACUGACCACACCCUCCUGCACUCUCAGCCAAUCAGCUGCAUCCGCGUUUGGGGAGUGGGGCGGGGCCUCAGCAGGGAUUUCGCGUAUGUGGCCCGUGACAAGAACACGCGUGUGUUGAAAUGCCACGUGUUUCAGUGUGAGAGUCCUGCAGAAACCGUGGCCAGCAGCCUGAAGCUGAUCUGCUCGACGAUCAUGGCCGAGCGCAAGAGUGUGUGUGCCGGCGCAGGAUCCUCGUCUCAGUUCAGUUCAGAUGUUCCUCUGACAGUAGAGUUUCCAACACCAAAGACUGACCAACAACACAGUUUCCAUGUGUUUUACCUGGGAAUGACAUCAGUACUGAGACCGAUAGGCAUGGACAUGAUAAACGCCGCGGUGGAGAGUCUGAUGUCCUCGGCGGGGAAAGAGGAUUGGACGCCCGUCCUGCUCACCGUCGCCGACGCCACCAUCACUGUCAGCAAAGAGAAGGAAGAGGAGCAGGAGGUCAUAGUGGAGUGUCGAGUGCAGUUCCUGUCUUUCAUGGGUGUGGGACGCGACGUUCAUACGUUUGCCUUCAUCAUGGACACGGGAAACCAGCACUUCCAGUGUCACGUGUUCUGGUGCGAACCCAACGCGGGGAGCGUGUCGGAGGCCGUGCAGUCGGCCUGUGUGCUGCGGUAUCAGAAGUGUCUGGGGAAGACGGGCUCCUCGACUCCGGCUCCUAGCGACUCUGUCACUCGCCGCGUGACGUCCAGCGUGAAGCGCGGCGUCCAAUCAAUCAUAGACACUCUGAAAAAGAAGCCCGCCCCCGAGGUUCCCUACCAAUGACGGAGCAGAACAGCUGUGAUGGACAGCAGGUGUGUGUAUGUGUGUUUACUGAUCCAGUCGAGAAGAGAAACACACAACAUAACCACAACAAAAGACUGUAAGUGUAAUGCAAGAUGUCGCUGUGCGCAACGAGAAGCUUCUCGAGCGGCGACUGUCCUGAAUGAAGCAUGAGUUUGCCUUACACUGACACAUUUUCACUCAAGUGUUUCGAAGGAGUCAGAGUUCAUGUCAUCACCGUCAACGGUCACGCUCAGAUCAAUGUAACUCAGUCUUUACACGUGUGACCUGGAUUCAAGCUAUAAGUGUGUUUCAUUUCAAACCACUCAUUCAAUGUGACUCGUCCACAUGAGGAAAUUGGAUCCUUUGAAAUUUUGGUUUCUUUCCCCAAGAAAUUUAGAGGGAAUUUUCUGGUGUUUGGUAGCAGGAAAAGGGGAACGUGUGUGUAAAAUGUUUUAGCAAGCACACAUGAGUUCACACAUAUGCUGUAACCACAAGUUCUGACCACACAAAUACACUUAUGCUUCAUUUAAACUAAGGCCUGAGAGAUUCCCUGUGCAAGUACGCAAAUGCAGACAUGAACGCUUUGCAAACAUGCGCUCCUUUUGUACACACACACAACACGAGACCUCAAUACUGUCCAUUAAACGUCUAAAUGACAUGAAA
Pimephales promelas (fathead minnow) is the source of this 3213-nucleotide messenger RNA. RefSeq names its product amyloid beta precursor protein binding family B member 2a (gene apbb2a). Gene Ontology annotation, molecular function: transcription factor binding; amyloid-beta binding. The record is from RefSeq and is a predicted model, not a curated record. NCBI's taxonomy places the organism in Eukaryota, Metazoa, Chordata, Actinopteri, Cypriniformes, Leuciscidae. Gene Ontology annotation, biological process: regulation of DNA-templated transcription. Gene Ontology annotation, cellular component: nucleus; cytoplasm.